AUGAAACUUAUACGAGAAGAUAUACUUUCCAGAACUCAUGAAAAUAUGAAGGAAAUAGUUAGCGCUGGACAAGGAAAGGAGUAUUCUGUACAUUACGUCAAAAAUGCCUUCUGGGAAUUUCUAAAUCUGAAUAUUUAUGAAGCGUGCAUUCCUGACCGCCUUAAAUUGUUAAGUAAAGUAGGUCAACUAAAAGUAAUGACAGCAUCAUCAGACUAUAGUCAUAUUAUAAAGAUAGCGAUUUUUGCUUUGGAUGAAAUUUUCAGUGAAGAAAAUGAAAUAACUUGUAAAGAACUUUGUGAACUUUACACGAAGUUUAAUAAAAUGUAUACUAUGAGUAGACAAGAAUCAUAUACCGAAAAUGAACUGAAUAUCUUUGAAGAAGCAAUUAUUGAUUGGUGCAUCGAGUUUAAAAGAAUAUUCUUCCCAUUAUCUACUACAGAUUGCAGUUUUCUAAAGCUGCAUAGUUGGCGUUAUCAUGCAGUACCUGCCAUUGUCAAAUAUAGUGCACUGAAUGGCCUAUCAAUGGAGACUUACGAAACGCUCCAUAAAUUAUAUAUUAAAAUUCAAUAUCAAGCAACAAAUAAAAAACACGUAAAGCAUAAAGAAUUAACUCCAACUACCAGCGGUAUGAAAGUCAUUUAUCGUAAAACUAAAAGGUUUGGAAAAAUUCUUUGGGAAUUAAAUCUAGACUCUAUUGAUGAAAAAAUAAAAUCUUUAAAAAAAUCUGAAAAUCCAUCACAUCCAAAUUAUAUUGAAGGAUUAGCACAAAUAAUUACAGCGUUAGAUACUUUUUUAGACAUAUCCUCGCAAGAUUCAGAAAAUGAUUUUUUUAUCAAAAUUUAUGAUUCAGUUCAUCUAGAAAGUAGAGAAAUUCUAAGAUUAGUGGGUGAAUUCUAA
Messenger RNA from Rhizophagus irregularis DAOM 181602=DAOM 197198, 897 nucleotides. RefSeq lists its product as uncharacterized. Lineage: Eukaryota; Fungi; Glomeromycota; Glomeromycetes; Glomerales; Glomeraceae. The record is from RefSeq and is a predicted model, not a curated record.